This is a messenger RNA of Cotesia congregata, 975 nucleotides long. Lineage: Eukaryota; Metazoa; Arthropoda; Insecta; Hymenoptera; Braconidae. The record is from the annotation of a GenBank genome assembly.
AUGAAGUUCUCCGUUGUUUUAUUUAGUGUCUGCUUGCUGGUCAUUUCAGUAUCAGAAAAAACUGGCGUGGUUGAAGGAACAGUAAUUGACAAACCAGAAUUCCCUCCAGAACCGGAGAAAAAUGAAACUACACCUGCCCCAACUCCUACCCCUGCGCCGCCAACUACUGCACCUCCUACGACAACGGAACCCACAACAACGACGACUGAGAAAACUACAACAACAACAACACCGGCUACUACAACAUCGACAGUAGCCCCAACACCCACGCCGUCUCCAACACCGACUCCUACUCCAACCCCAACACCUACACCUGGACCAGCUCCAGCUCCUACAGCUGGAACAUGGGUCGUAAACGGUGCGAAUCACACAACGUGUAUCAUGGUUAAAAUGGCUGCGCAGCUGAACGUGACAUACCUCAACAAAGAUAAUAAAACUAUGCAUCAACUCAUAACAUUGCCGAAUAAUACCAUGAGCAAUGCGACUGGAGAUUGUGGAGCUGCUGAACAGUAUAUUAAGAUCUCCUGGAACUCUUCAAUGGCUUUGAAUGAUUCUCUGGUGUUGCAUUUCAAUAAAAAUGGAACUAAAUACUCGUUGCAUCAUAUUGAGGCAAAUUUGGCACCUCAGGAUUUACCUAGCUAUCAAUUUAACAACACUUUGAUGUUGGUAAAUAACACUAAUGAAUACCCCGUCGCUGUUAGCAAUUCAUACAGAUGUACUAAAGCCGUAAAAUUACACCUCAAUUCAAACGUACCAAACACAACAGCCGUGUUCGAAGUGUCUGAUCUCCAAUUCCAGGCAUUCAGAAGCGACAACACAACAGCAUUUGGCUAUGCUGAAGACUGCGCUUUCGAAACCCAAGACGUCGUACCGAUAGCUGUAGGCUGUGCCUUGAUCGCUCUCGUAAUAAUCGUCCUGGUCGCUUACCUCGUUGGACGCCGGCGUAGUCAGGCACGCGGAUACCUUAGUAUGUAA